CAAAAAAUGCGAUAUAAAAAGGACCCCCAGAAGCCGCCUGCGGGGUUCCUCCAAAACAAUUAUCCGCAUCCCCCCAAAACGAACGUACUGGCUGAUGUUUCAAGGCCCUGUGACCUUUGAGGACGUGGCUGUGUACUUUUCCCAGGAGGAAUGGAAGCUUCUUGAUGAGGCCCAGAGACUCCUGUACCAUGAUGUGUUGCUGGAGACCUUUGUACUUGUUGCAUCAUUGGGUUGUUGGCAUGGAGCAGAGCACAAGGAGAUAACUUCUGAGCAGAAUGUUUCUAUAGAAGUGCCACAAAUAAAUACUUCAAAGACAGACCUGUCCAUCCGGAAGUCCUAUCCCUGGGAGAGGUGCUGCCUGGCCUUAGACAGUAGUUUGUGUGUAGCUGAAGACCUGGGAAUAAUUCCUGGCCAGAAACUGUGUGUGUCAGGUGUGAAAUUUCACCAGCACAGUGCAGGGAAACUCUUUAGAAGAGACAUGGGUAAGACCUUUAUGAGGAGCCACAUAGUCCAUGCAUCCAAGAACUCUUUCACAUGCCAGGAGGCUGGGAAGGAUUUCCCUGGUAGCUCUAGCCUUCUCCAGCCACAGGUCACUCCACAAAAGGAAGCCAAGUGUGCAGAGGCCUUUCACAAUGGACAUAGCCUCUAUAAAUACUAUCUAUGUGAGAAAGCCUUCAGCUGCAAACACAAACUGGCUCAUCACCCGAGUGUCCACACUGGAAAGAGGCCUUACGAAUGCAGUGAAUGUGGGAAAACCUUCAGCUUUAAAGGGAUACUUGUUAAGCACCAGAGAAUCCACACUAGAGAAAGGCCUUAUGAGUGCUGUGAGUGUGGGAAAGCCUUCAGCUGGAAAAGCUCACUUGUUCAGCACCAGAGAGUCCACACCAGAGAAUGGCCUUAUAAGUGCAGCGAAUGUGGGAAAGCCUACAAACACAAAAAUUCACUUGUUAAGCACCAGAGAGUCCACACUGGAGAAUGGCCUUAUAAGUGCAGUGAAUGUGGAAAAGCCUUCAGACACAAAAAGUCACUUGUUCACCAGAGAGUCCACACUGGAGAAUGGCCUUAUAAGUGCAGUGAAUGUGGAAAAGCCUUCAGACACAAAAAGUCAUUUGUUGAGCACCAGAGACUCCAUGUUGGAGAACUGCUUUAUAAGUGCUGUGAAUGUGGGAAAGCCUUUAUUUCUAAAGUAAACCUUUGUCGUCACCAGAGAGUCCACACUGGAGAAAGGCCUUAUGAAUGCAGUGAAUGUGGAAAAACCUUCAUUUAUAAAGACAGUCUUGUUCGGCACUGGAGAGUCCACACUGGAGAAAGGCCUUAUGAGUGCAGUGAAUGUGGAAAAGCCUUUAGCCGCAAAGACUCACUUGUUAAGCACCAGAGAGUCCACAGUGGAAAAUAGCCUUAUAAGUGUAGUGAAUGUGGGAAAACUUUUUUAAAAAAAAUAUUUAUUGUUUGGUUGAUUGAUUUAGCUGUGCUGGGUCUUAGUUGCAGCACCCUGGAUCUUUGAUCUUUUUUGCGGCAUGCAGGAUCUUUAGUUGAGGUGUCUUUAGUUGAAGCCCCUGGGAAAACUUUUAAAUAGUGACCCACUCACACUUGUUUGGCACCAGUGAAUUCAUAUUGGAGAAAGGCCUUAUGAGCGCAGUGAAAGGGGAAUUUCUUUAGCCAAAUCUCCAACCUUAUUGUACACCAGAGGAUUCACACUGGCACAAAGACUUCUGAGGGCAGUGAGUGUGGGAAGUGAUUUAGCCAAACUGCUCUCGUUUUACACAAGAGAGUUUACACUGGGGAAAGGCCUUAUAAGUGCAUUGAAUAUGGGAAACAUUUUAGUCAAUACUCCACUGUCAUUAAGCACCAGAGUUCACACUGGAGAAAAACCAUAUGAGUGCACUGUAUGUGGAGAAUUCUUCAGCCAAAACUCCCAGCUUACUCAACACUGAAAAGCUCAUGCUACAGAAAGGCAUCGCCAGUACAGGAAAUGUGGAAAAUUUUUCUGUCAGAGUCUGCUCUGACUGAGCACCAGAAACUUAACAGCCCAGAUGGAUCCUGUGAGCACAGUGAAUGUAAGAAAGCUUUCAACUGAAGGUCUAACCUCAUUCAUCACCAGAAAGUUCCUACUGGAGAAAGACCUUCAAAUGAGAUGAGGAGAGCAGCGAAUGAGCUGUCUCCUUAGUUAAUACAUCAUACUAAGUAGGCUCUGUGAGGGACUCAUCAUCUGGAAGUUGAAUGCCAUACAUCUGAACAGCCCUAGUGUGCAGAUUGCCUGUAAGUUCCAGGUUCAUAGGAAGCUUUUAAGGAGAUAUGCUCUACUUCUGACCUGUGCAGGGCCCUUGCCAUAUUUAAUGUCACUGUGAGUUUCUUAUCUCUACUAAGUGGCAGAUCCCAAUACUGGAAUCAGUCACCUCAGUGUGAUCAGGGUAGGUUGGCUUUUGUGCUCUCCUAUCCCUUGUAGAAAAGCAUGGAUACCCUGAGCACUUGGGUUUUGUCGUUCUCUUAGUUCCUGUCAACUGCCUAUGACAGGACCAAAGCAGCUUUGAUCAUGGGGAUCCAGUCCAUUUUCUCCUGGUGGCUCACAGUGGUUUGCCUUCUUUGGUGGCAUUGUCUAAUACCAUGUUAAUGGUGGAUUUUAUUUAGGUCCAAGUCACCCUGUUUGGGAAUUAUCUGCCUCAGUUUUUCUGCUCUAUGCCAUAAUAAAAACUAUUAUUUAAGCCACCUUUCAUCUUGGGCUUUGUCCACUGUUAGACUGAUGUUGAGAAGCAAAUUGGACUCUCAGGAUGAAGAGGAGCAGGUUUUGUGGGUGUUCCAAAGUUUGUAUACCUCACUGGGGAUAGUAUCAUGGUGGAGAAUAGUUUUCACUAAUUUGAAUUGUUGUUGAAGGUUUCCUGGGGUAGACUGCAGGGCUCUGUGGGACUAAUGUUGUGACCUGGAUGUUAGAAUUUUUGGUGGGUCCCGAGGUCACCCUGAGAUGAGGACAGUUGUAUGAACCACCAGUGUUUUUUGGAGCUGCAUAAGUUCUCUUUUUUCACAUGGAAUGUCACAUCAUGACCUCAGUACUGUUCAAGAGAAGAAUUUCUCUAGGUCCAGCUGGAAAAGAGCCGUGUGCCAUAAUGUCCACGUGUGCUAUGAUGUCCGCAAUGUGGUAGGCUGGUGUUCAUGACUGUUAGAUUACAGAUAUCAGGAGGGAACCAUAUUUGGUACAGAAACACUGGGAAUUAAUAGGAUGUGAGAGACUAGCAACAAGAAGGGAUGAGCCUUUUCUAAAGCUGCAUCCACGAAUGUUCCCAUGACUGGCUGUUUAGGAUAAGGUUUUUGCAGAAAUUCUCAGGAGCUACAGAGCUAUUUCUCUCCCCCUGAGCCCCCAGUCUGUGUCAGACUGAAUAAUGUAAAGGUUUUAGGAUUCCUAUAGCAUCUGCAAAUUUUUUCUCUGAAGUCCACUGCUGCACAGUGAAGACAAUGGGGAAUGAGAGUGGAAAUCAUGUAGUUCAGGCAUGUGAAUUUUAGGACCCAGGCAGAGUUCCUGGAUAACUUAAGUGGAAACACGUUUUAUUGCUUGCAAGUCUUCAUUGCUGCUGUGACGGAAUCCCCUCAUGAGAGUAGGAGAGGUGAUGGAAUUGAGCUGUGGUUGCCACAGUUUUACUGAAAAGAGAUUCAGAAAAGAAGUUCAGAUUUUUAUGUGAAACCAAUUCCUAUUACAAUUUAAUUGAGCUGUAUAGUUUGUAUGCAUUGAAAUGAACAUACCUAAAAUGUACAGCUUGGUAAAUUUUAAUACUUCUAAAGCCAUGGAAUCAUCAUCAUAAUAACAAACAUCCAUCAUUCCCAUAUCAGCUUCUGACAUCUCUCCCAGGACUCUCAGGUAGCUAGUAUUGAUUUACUUUUUUUUUUUUCCCCCAGCUAUGCUGCACAGCUUGUGUGAUCUUAGUUCCCCAACCAGGGAUUAUACCUUGGCUGUGGCAGUGAAAGCACAGAUUUCCAAUCCCUGGACUGCCAGGGAAGUCCUUUGAUUUACUUUUUUCCCAUUCAAUUAGGUAGUGUUUUCUAGAAUUUUAAUAUCACUGUGAUCUUUUUUUUUUUUUUUUU
Molecule: messenger RNA, 4071 nt
Organism: Lagenorhynchus albirostris (white-beaked dolphin)
Lineage: Eukaryota; Metazoa; Chordata; Mammalia; Artiodactyla; Delphinidae
Product: zinc finger protein 501-like
Exons: 3
Biological process (GO): negative regulation of transcription by RNA polymerase II
Molecular function (GO): DNA-binding transcription repressor activity, RNA polymerase II-specific
Source: RefSeq, a predicted model, not a curated record